AUGGAUUCCCAGGAUCCGAAGGCCAACUUCCAAAUUGUUCCAAGACAAUCCGACGAUGCCCCGCCCUCUGCUCUAGACCAAGCUGGGUUCAAACAGUCGCUUAGCUUUGUCCAAGAAGUUGGAGGCCGGUUCGAGGCUAGCGAGCCGGCAAAAUAUUCGACUUUUCUGAACGUAUUGAACGAGACAAAUGUGACGCCCGUGGAAUCACAAGAAGAGUGGCAAGCUGUCAGGGCCGAGAAACAGGCUGAGGCUCGCGUAAAGCUGGAGGAACUAUUCAAAGGCCACGAGGACUUGCUGGAAAAGCUGGAUGCAUUUAUCCCAGCACUAAGCACGUGA
Colletotrichum phormii is the source of this 336-nucleotide messenger RNA. RefSeq lists its product as uncharacterized. The transcript is spliced from 2 exons. The coding region runs from base 1 to 336 and encodes 111 amino acids. Gene Ontology annotation, biological process: regulation of DNA-templated transcription. The record is from RefSeq and is a predicted model, not a curated record. Lineage: Eukaryota; Fungi; Ascomycota; Sordariomycetes; Glomerellales; Glomerellaceae.